Rattus norvegicus (Norway rat) is the source of this 306-nucleotide messenger RNA. RefSeq names its product small proline-rich protein 2A2 (gene Sprr2a2). The record is from RefSeq and is a predicted model, not a curated record. Gene Ontology annotation, cellular component: cornified envelope. NCBI's taxonomy places the organism in Eukaryota, Metazoa, Chordata, Mammalia, Rodentia, Muridae.
AUGUCUUACCACCAGCAGCAGUGCAAGCAGCCCUGCCAACCUCCUCCUGUAUGCCUACCCCCGAAGUGUCCUGAGCCUUGUCCCCCUCCAGUGUGUCCUGAGCCUUGUCGCCCUCCAGUUUGCCCUGAGCCUUGUCCCCCUCCAGUGUGCUGUGAGCCAUGCCCCCCUCCAGUGUGCUGUGAGCCAUGCCCCCCUCAGACAUGGCAGCCAAACUGCCCUCCUGUGCAAACUCCACCUUGCCAGCAGAAGUGUCCACCCAAGAACAAGUGAGGACCUUGCAGUCAUCAUGACCAGGGGAAGUGAAGA